This is a messenger RNA of Nilaparvata lugens (brown planthopper), 2724 nucleotides long. RefSeq names its product polycomb group RING finger protein 3 (gene l(3)73Ah). Gene Ontology annotation, biological process: regulation of transcription by RNA polymerase II. Gene Ontology annotation, cellular component: PRC1 complex. Lineage: Eukaryota; Metazoa; Arthropoda; Insecta; Hemiptera; Delphacidae. The transcript has 6 exons. The record is from RefSeq and is a predicted model, not a curated record. The coding region runs from base 318 to 989 and encodes 223 amino acids.
AGCUUUUGUGUGCUACAAAAAUGGCAGUGGCUUUAUUGUGUGGUUAAGCAUUCUGCAUUUUUUGUGUUUGGUUAAUUCAUUUUAUUUGUAGAUUAAAAUAGAUAAAAUUAUAUUUCAGAUUGUCUAAUUUAAUUUUAGUAUUUAAAAUCCUUAAACUGUUUUCAUGUGAAUUAUUCAGAAGUUUUAUUUUGGAAUGGUGUUUGUUGUAGCAGAAAGCAAGCUGAAACUUGCUUGAACAUCUUUUGAUGAUGUAUUAAUAAACAAAUUACGGAUUAAAGGCUCUUCACGUCAAUAUUUGAAUUCCACUCGUCUGAAAAAUGGAGCGACGGAUCAAAUUAAAAACUCUAAACGUGCACAUCACUUGUAAAAUAUGUCGAGGAUAUUUGAUCGAUGCCACAACCGUUACUGAGUGCCUCCAUACAUUUUGUAAAAGCUGUCUGGUGAAACACUUAGAAGAGAACAACACAUGUCCUACCUGUAAUAUAGUCAUACAUCAGUCUCAUCCACUGCAGUACAUAAGCUUCGAUAGAACAAUGCAAGACAUAGUCUACAAAUUAGUACCGAAUUUACAAGAAAAUGAGAUGAAGCGAGAAAGAGAAUUCUAUCGGAUAAGAGGACUGCCUUGUCCCAAAGAUAUUCUGCCGAAUGCGGGCAUGGAAGAGGAGAAACCGACUCCCGAGCAGGUGGCAGAACUCGACUUACAUCGCAUGGACGAACAAGUGAAUGUUAUAUUGGAGUGCACUGCUGAAAACUUGAAAUCAAUGAAGAGGAGAUAUUUGAGGCUGUCUUCUCAGGCAACGAUCACGCACUUGAAAAAAUUCAUUGCCAAGAAAAUUUUGGAUGGCACUGAAAAAUAUAGAGAUAUUGACAUCUUGUGCAGUGAUGAGCUGUUGGGGAAGGAUCACACGCUGAAGUUUGUGUAUGUGACAAGAUGGAGGUUCAAGGAGCCUCCCCUCCUACUCGAGUACAGGCAAAAACUAGACUUGUGACCGAUUCAAUACUCUAGUAUUAAUGCUAUACUCCUUCUGUGAUGAUUAUAAUGUAAUAUGUUUUCAAUGCACUUUUUCAUUUUGACUGAUAGCCAUAAACCUUUUUUACGCAUAUGAAAAUCCUGUUCAUUCAAGCAAUGAGUAACUGAAUCUUUUUCAUGUAUAUGAGCUUUGUAUUCAUUGAAGUAAUGGACCUUUUUUGUUAAGAAAGUAUGGAAUGAGAGUUGAUUUUUGGAACUCUUUUAUUAGUCAGAAUAAGAAAGAGCAUGAGAAUCUUUAUAUUUAGAUAAAAAUAACUUUAAGAUGAAUGUUUCAUAGUGAUACCGAUUAUUUUGUUAUGUUUGUUAUUGUUUAUACCAAUUUUGCCAUUUCAAGUUUAACUAUUUAGUUUUGUAGCGUUCUGCUAUAACCUACUGUCUAUUUAUAUUUAUGUAUCUACAUCCCUUAUUUUAUUUUAUCCUUAUUCAAUCUUCCAUUCAUACCUUUACCAAUCAGAGGAGGCUUAUGCUUUACUGUAAUUUGCCUGAAUUAAUGGACUUUUGUUUUAUCUCAAAUACUGUACCAACUUGAGUAAGUUCAAUGUAAUAAGGUAGCGUAUUCCUUAUUCUUGUUCAUUAAAAUUAUGUUCUGUCUUUCCUGUGUACCAACUGGAAUAGAUCGCUUAAACUAUCUCUUUGUGUCAUAUAUGGAUUGAUUAUCGAUUUUCUACUUGAAUACUACUAGAAAGUGGUAUUUUCUAGAGAAACUUCAAGUUGAGUACCAGUCAAGACAAGUUGCCAAAUCAGCAAACAAUGAAUUGAAAUGGGUUAUUCUUCUAUGUAAAAUUUAACAGUUGAAGGAAAGGUAUAAAAUGGUUGUAAUCCAAUAUAAUCUUCUUGCCUUUUCUCAUUAAUUGUGGGAUCGGCUCUUCCAACUCGAAGCUAGGAGAAAAUAAUGAGCUGGAAAUCAAUGACCGGGAACCAAGAGUUAUAAAUGCAUAAAGUGACCUAUCUGAAGUGACCAUUCCAUGAAUUUAUUCGACGUUAGCUUUAUCCAUGAUAAAUAAAUAAAUGCCUUAAAUAAGAGUUCAACUUCCAACUCAUAUUUUUCAAAAUUGGAAUCUUCAGUAUAUUCACACAUCUAUUUGAUUACUGGGGGUAAAAAAAAUAGUUGAUAAUAUAUCUGGUGUUGAACAUAAUCGGUCUGAUAUGGUUAAAAAUUAUCCAGUUAUAAAUUUAUUUUGCAAUAUAAUGAACCUUGGAAACAAUUCAUCAUUAUUAAAUUACAGUUUCCAAGAACUUGGCUUUCGUUAUAAAUGCCAAAUAUGAAUUCAAAAAUUUAUUAAUCUGUAGAAUUGGUUAGGAAAUAUUGAAUUUUCAAAAUAUAAGAAACAUUAUUAUUCAAGAAGCUAUACUGGAGCGUGAUUACAUUAAUAAAUUGGAAUCUUUAAUUCAUUAUUUACUUCCUUGCAAUACCUUUUUACUUCCCCAUCAAUUGAAAAUAGAAGUCAUUACUAAUAUUUAUAAGUCAUAUUCUGUCUGUCAAUAUGCUUGUCAUGUACUGUUAUAUUUUUAAACGUUAAAUGUAAGUUAUUGUGUUCCAAUAUUUAUCAACUUAUGAUUUUGAACUUUUCAUUUGGCAAAAUCAAUGAACUAUGUGAUUGUAGAUUCAUACUUAUGUUCUAGAAAUAUUCUUACCUCAUUAUUUUCAAAUAUACUUUAUUAUUUUGGUAUUAAAGUUUUCUACAGAACUAAAA